This is a messenger RNA of Limanda limanda (common dab), 597 nucleotides long. RefSeq names its product regulator of G protein signaling 2 (gene rgs2). Lineage: Eukaryota; Metazoa; Chordata; Actinopteri; Pleuronectiformes; Pleuronectidae. The transcript has 5 exons. The record is from RefSeq and is a predicted model, not a curated record. The coding region runs from base 1 to 597 and encodes 198 amino acids.
AUGAGAGAGAACCUGGCAAACAUGGCAUUCACAGACUGCAUGACACCUGCUGACCUGUUCCCAGAGGGAGUGGGGUUAAAGAGGAAAAACUGGGGAACCAGAAUAAGAUUCAUGCUGAAGACAAACUCUUCCCACUCGGUUUUACAUCUCGUGAGAAACAGACGAUACAGGCCGAGUCCGGAUGACGUGAGCCAAUGGGCGCAGUCACUCGACAAACUACUCAGUCAUAAAUACGGCAAAAUGAUCUUCCGCAUCUUCCUGAAGUCGGAGUUCUGCGAGGAGAACAUCGAGUUCUGGACGGCGUGUGAAGAGUUCCGAACGCUCACGUCGCACAAAGAGCUGGUGUCCAAGGCCAGCAGCAUUUACGAGGAGUUCAUCAGAAGCGAAGCUCCCAAGGAGAUUAACCUGGAUUACCACACGAAGAACCACAUCACAGAGAGUCUGGACGACCCGACGGCGACCAGCUUCCUGGCGGCUCAGAAGAAAGCCUACAGCCUGAUGGAGAACAACUCGUACCCGAGGUUCAUCCACUCCGACCUCUACAAGGAACUGUGUUCCCGGGCGCAGGCCAAGCACAUCCGGCCCUGGUCCAACUGA